UUUUUCUCUACUAAUUAUGCAGAAUCCAGAGAAUAUUUCUAAUCCUCAUCAAGCUCUUUAUGAAGAUUUAUUUUCGAAGUUGAAUCCAAUGGGCAAAGAGGAAAUCGAUUCCGCCAGUAUUGCCGCUUUUUUAAGAACUGCUAAAGAUGUUAAUACGGCGCAGCUUUCUCAGAUUUGGGAAGCAGCUUGUGAAUCGAGUGGCUUUGUAAAUCGUGGAUUUCUGAACAAAUUGGGCAUUUUUAUGUGUUUUAAGGUAUUUUGUUUUAAAUUUAAGUGCAUUUUUGCACUUUUACAAAUCUUAUAA
Molecule: messenger RNA, 304 nt
Organism: Meloidogyne enterolobii
Lineage: Eukaryota; Metazoa; Nematoda; Chromadorea; Rhabditida; Meloidogynidae
Source: the annotation of a GenBank genome assembly